UAAAAUGGAGAUGUGCAUAUUUUUCCUGUGGAUAUAUUCCAUAUUUUGUAUAGCCGAUGGUCAGGUUGACGGUGACCAUCGAAAUCUUAACAAAAGGAUGACUUCAUUGGAAGACGUUGUCCAAACUAUUCUGAUGGAGUUCGGGGGUGUUCGUGAGAAGAAUUCUGCGCUGGAAUUUAAAUACCGGAUGUUGUCUGAAGAACUGCACCGGCUCAGAAUGCAACAGGAGAAUGUAACUCCUGAUGAUAUCAGUGACACUGGCGGGAGAAUAUCGGGAGGACUAGAUCAACAACAUCUCGUACCGAUCACGGGAUCACCGACGUCACAGAAGACUAGGAGAGAUAUUGUGUCAAAACCAGGACCAAAAGGUGACAAAGGCGAUCCCGGACCCAAAGGAAACAAUGGGAUCGCAGGAUUCAACGGGGAUGAUGGAUUAGACGGUGAGAAGGGCGACAAAGGUGAGCCUGGAAGACACGGACAGAAGGGCGGCGCUGGAAUAUCGGGAUUCAAUGGCGACGACGGACAAGAUGGUCAAGAUGGAGCCAAGGGAGACGUUGGUCCAACCGGGCCUAAAGGAGAAGUUGGUCAAGCCGGAUCCAAAGGAGACGCUGGAAGGCCGGGAGCCCUUGGUGCCGACGGAAGAACUGGUCAAAAAGGAGAAAACGGUGAUUUAGGUUUGAAAGGGGACAUUGGACCAGCUGGUCCUACUGGGCCGACAGGACACACCGGAAGACAUGGUAUCGCAGGGCAAAAGGGAAACACCGGAAGUCCUGGUAUAACUGGGUCAAAGGGAAACACCGGAAGUCCUGGUAUAAUUGGGUCAAAGGGAAACACCGGAAGUCCUGGUAUCGUGGGACCAAAAGGAUCGACAGGAGCGACUGGCGCGAACGGACAUCAAGGAUUCACAGGACAUUCUGGACAAAAGGGAGAACCGGGUAACACUGUAUUUGGUCGAAACGGCGAAAAAGGUGCCACUGGCGACAUGGGGUUUACCGGAUUAAAGGGAGAUAAAGGUGGCAAAGGAAGUCAAGGAUACAGGGGACUCAACGGACAAAAGGGUGAAUCGGGACAAACCGUAGCAGGUAUCAAAGGAAUUAAAGGAGACAGCGGAAACACGGGACAAAAAGGCGAACCAGGACGAAUGGUAUCAGGAACAAGUACAAAGGUUGCAUUUUCAGCCUACGUUACAAGUACAGUUACUAACAUGAGAUCGGGAUCCGUGAUUGUGUUUAAUGGAAUGAGGCUGAAUAACGGGAACUACUACAACCCUGCCCAAGGAACGUUCCGGUGUGGUGUUUCAGGUGUUUAUAUGUUCACAUGGUCUAUUCAUGUUCAUGCUGGACAUGAGUUGUCCACAGGCUUAGACGUUAACGGAAGGACACUUGGAACUGCAUUUGCUUAUAGUCCAAACAACAAUGUCAAUAGUGGGUCCAGCUCUACCAUAACUAAUUUACAUGUUGGAGAUAUUGUUAACGUUCGUGGUUUCUAUCCUGGUGCAGAUAUUGUAUUUGGAUCUUCAUUUUCGGGAUUUCUACUAAACUAACACUAUCACCAUACUGAUUAUACACAAGUAUUGUAGAUUGUGUGCAUUGUUUGAUAUUAAAUUA
Mizuhopecten yessoensis (Yesso scallop) is the source of this 1607-nucleotide messenger RNA. RefSeq names its product otolin-1-like. Bases 5 to 1543 code for a protein of 512 amino acids. The transcript is spliced from 11 exons. Gene Ontology annotation, molecular function: protein binding. Lineage: Eukaryota; Metazoa; Mollusca; Bivalvia; Pectinida; Pectinidae. The record is from RefSeq and is a predicted model, not a curated record.